Messenger RNA from Arabis nemorensis, 1539 nucleotides. The record is from the annotation of a GenBank genome assembly. Lineage: Eukaryota; Viridiplantae; Streptophyta; Magnoliopsida; Brassicales; Brassicaceae.
AUGGACAUCAAGGUAAUACAAGCUCUGUUCUUGUUCGUUUGCUUUAUCUUAUCAUCUUUCCUUAUCAUCUCCACCACAAGAUCCAGACGGAGAUCUCAUCGGACCGCCGCGACGCCUCCAGGACCUCCACGACUACCCAUCAUCGGAAACAUUCACCUUGUCGGAAAGAACCCACACCGCUCAUUCUACGACCUUUCAAAAACUUAUGGACCUGUCAUGAGUCUUAAGCUUGGUUGUUUAAACUCAGUGGUUAUAACUUCACCAGAAGCUGCAAGAGAGGUUUUAAGAACACACGACCAAAUUUUGUCUGGUCGUAGCUCCGAUAACUCGAUACGGUCCAUCAAUCACCAAGAGCUUUCCGUUGUCUGGCUUCCUUCGUCCUCGCCGCGUUGGAGAUUGUUGAGAAAAUUGUUAGCGACUAAGGUCAUCUCGCCCCAGCGUAUCGAAGCAACAAAAGCUUUGAGAGUGAACAAAGUGAAGGAACUUGUGAGCUUCAUGAGUGAAAGCAGCGAGAGAGAAGAAGCUGUUGAUAUUUCUCGUGCAUCUUUCAUCACAACUCUUAAUAUCAUAUCGAACCUUUUGUUUUCGGUCGAUCUAGGUAGCUACGACUCGAAAAUGUCCAAUGGGUUUCAGGACACGGUGAUUGGUCUCAUGGAAGCUGUCGGAAAUCCAGACGCAGCUAACUAUUUUCCACUUCUUCGGUUUCUUGAUCUACAAGAUAAUAGAAAGAAGACGAAGGAGGGUUGCGAGAGGUUGUUUAGGGUUUUCCGUGGUUUUAUCGAUGCUAAAAUAGCAGAAAAAUCAACGCGGGAUAACCCUAAAGAUGUCACAAACAGCGAUGUCGUGGAUGCGCUUCUCGAUCUUAUUACCAAAGGAGAUGAAGCAGAGCUCAACACUAAUGUUAUUGAACACUUUCUCUUGGACUUGUUCACGGCAGGAACGGAUACGAGCUCUAGUACCCUAGAAUGGGCAAUGGCAGAGUUACUUAGUAACCCUAAAACGAUGGCGAAAGCUCAAGCCGAAAUCGAGCAUGUGAUAGGCCAAAACGGCGUCGUUCAAGAGUCUGAUAUAUCAGCACUACCGUAUUUACAAGCUGUUGUGAAGGAAACUUUCCGGUUACACCCGGCUGCUCCUCUACUCGUUCCGCGAAAAGCGGAAUCUGAUGCUGAGGUUCUUGGGUUCAUGGUGACUAAAGACACUCAAGUUCUUGUGAAUGUAUGGGCCAUUGGAAGAGAUCCGAACGUGUGGGAGAAUCCGAACAGGUUCGAGCCAGAGAGGUUUUUAGGGAAAGAAAUUGAUGUGAAAGGUAGAGAUUAUGAACUUACACCGUUUGGAGCCGGACGUAGAAUUUGUCCAGGAUUGACUUUAGCUCUGAAAACUGUCUCUCUCAUGCUUGCUUCUCUUCUUUAUUCCUUUGAUUGGAAGCUUCCAAUUGGUGUUGGUUCUAAGGAUUUGGACAUGGACGAGACUUUUGGUCUUACGUUACAUAAGACCAAUCCGUUACAUGCCAUUCCCGUCAAGAAACGCAUUAUUAAUUAG